Messenger RNA from Symbiodinium natans, 2208 nucleotides. Lineage: Eukaryota; Dinophyceae; Suessiales; Symbiodiniaceae. The record is from the annotation of a GenBank genome assembly.
AUGGCCCCGCGGAAGCUCGCAGACGCUUCGGUUGACUUAGUGCCGUCGGAGGAUGUGCAACCGGUGUGCUGCUCCUCCAGUCGAGAGCUUGCUCGGGAGAUGGAUGGGCUGCAGCGGUCGCUUGACAAGCGCGACGACUGGGCGGCGCGCUGCCGCUCCUUGAAAAGGUUGCAGGGCCUGGUGCUGGGCAGUGCCCAGCUUGAGGGCUUCGCACCAGCGGUGCUCAGGCUGCGGGAAGUCCUUCUGGCACAGGUCACAGAUCUGCGUUCGGCGCUGGUGCGCGAGGCAUGCGUGGCUCUGCGGCUGCUAGCUGAGGCGUUUGGCAUCGAGAUCGAAGUCCUGGCUGCUUCCGCUCUUGCAGUAUUGAUGCGCAGCACGUCAGUCACAAUCUUGGUCAUAGCGGAGAGCUGCUUCCGCUGUGCUUGUGCCAUUGUUCGAGCCUGUCACGCCCCACGUGUGGUGCAGGCGCUUCUGGAGCCAGUGAAUGCCCGAAGUGGAGUGCAGCGCCAUCGCGGCCUACAGGCUCUCCUUGUGGCGCUGCAGACCCAUCCGACGGAGCGUCUCGAGCGCUCGGCAGAGCUGCUGCAGAAGGCCAUUCGGGAUGGCCUCGAAGACGCUCGGGAGGAGGUCCGCGCCUCGGCCCGGCAAUGCUUCUGGGCCUUCACUCAGAAGUUCGAGGAACGCGGUCUCCGAUUCCUGGCCUUAUUGGAUGCUGGGAGGCAGCGCCAGCUCAAGGCUGAGGCGCCCGCAGGCGGCAGGUUGCAUGCAGGCGCGCCAGCGAGCGCGGCCAAGGCGCGCGCCAGGUCUGCCUCGCAGAAGCGCAUGGAGCCCGAGGCUCUUCGGCCACCGCUGGCUGACGUGACGACUGCCAAGUCACAGGACAAGAGGAGGUUGCUCAGAUCAGCCUCCCACAAGCUGAUGCUCAAGGAGCCGCAGCCAGCUCCAGAGCCGAGCGACACGCCAGAACAGCGGAGAGGAGAGCUGGCCAGCGAGUUCCAGCCGCCACCGCGGCUGCCAUCUGAGCCCGAAGCGGAGCCUCGCGGGCUGGAGGAGCCUUGGCCGGCUCCGCAGCCGGAGCCCCCGGUGGAGUGUGGGAAGGCGCAGCCGCCACCCUCCAUGGAACACCUGGUGAAUGUCUGCCUCGGAGGCGGCGAUGCCGCUGGCCUCGUGGCCGUGCUCCAGCCGGACCAGCCCCAGGCACGACCCAAGGCCUCGCACGCGCUGCGCGCUCUGCACACGGCGCUGCUGGAGGCAAAUGGAGCGCCGUCCCAGCUAGCUGCUGUCGAACUGCUUGACAAGCUGCUCACUGGAUCAGGGCUGGUCCGGGAAGCUGUGGCCGACAAGUGCGUGGCUGCUCCCCUGAUGGCAGCGCUUGCUCGCUGCGCCGUCGGAAGCCGCGCGGCGCAGAGGGUCCUUGGCAGGUGGUUCGUAAGCGAGGAGCCGCCUCCGCCGGCACCACCGAAGCCAAGCCUUGGCAUCCUGCGGCGAGGACCGGGGCCGGGACGUGAGCCGAAGCUGGAGAAGGAGGCGCUUCCUUCCCUGACGGCACUGCUGGCCGCGCGCCCCAAUGCCGAGGCCUCCACCUUGCGUGCCCUGGCUGCUGCGGCCAAGGCGGAAGAUGAAGAGACGUGGAGAAGUCAAGGAGGACGGGUCCUCAUCCUGGCGCUCAACGCCCUCACCGGCAGCAGCUCGGGGCGCGAGGUCCAGGAUGCCUCGAUUCAUUGCAUCCAGGAGAUGAUUCUUCACCACCCGGCCUGCGUGGCAGACUACGCCGAGGUCGUGGCAUGCAAGUUCUUCGAGGUCUCCGGCCGAGCCGGCCCGGAUCGGAGGCUGGCCACGAGCCUGGCUCGUGCUCUGGACCAGUUGCUGGCAUCCGUCGAGCCCUUGCGGGCUCUGGAGAUCCUGUUGCCGCAGGUCUCCCGAAAUUUUGGCCUGCUCUCCGCGACGCUGCGGCGCCUUGCGGCGGAGCAGAUCCUCACGCACUUGGACGUCAUCGUCGCGCCCAUCGUGGGCGCUGCGGAGAGCGACUCCGCUGAGACACGUAAGGCUGCCAUCUUCAGUUUGGUGGAUCUGUACCUGAUUGUGGGCGAGGACGUGAUGAGCUACUUCCGUCAGGAGCUUUCUCCUAGCCAGCUCAAGUUAGUGACGCUGUAUGCCGAGAGGCAGCAGUGCGACAGCAGAGGGGCCACGGUCGAAGCAGACGACUGA